UUUCUUAAAUUAAUUCAAAAAGAAAUUUUAUUCUUUAAUAUUAAUGCAUUCUCAAUUGCUUUCCAGUUUAAUAUUGUGGAUACCCUGAUUCCCAAUAUUUAAUAGAAUAUCCAACUAUAUAAUUAUCAAACUUUAAUUAAAAUAUUGAAUAGUUUUCAAAUAAAAAUUAGCAAUGAGCAGCUUUCCACACAAACAUCUAUAUAAUUCUAGUGAAACUAGAUUGCUUUUGUUAAAAAAUAAUUUCAAAACGACUAAUUAUGCACUUUUACCUAUUAAGUCUUUUCCUUAUUGCCCCGUCUGAUAUCAAAUUUUGUGUAAUUUAUUUUCUAAAAAAAAUAAUAACUUAAUAUGGAGGGCGUUGUUUAUUUUCUUUUAGCGCGAGAUUUAAAACUAAAUACCUUGAAUAUGAUUGGUUGAAAAGUCUAUCAGAAUUUAUUCCUGUCAGAAAAGUUUGGCUCGGCCAAACUCUAUCAGAAUGCUUGAGUUGGACAUAAUUCUGAUAGUUACGCCCCCCUAUCAGAAUUAUUCUGACAGAAAAGUGGAAUUCUGAUAACCGCUGUUCCCUGCUUAAGUGCUAUGUCUGAAAAAGAGUAAGCAUAGCACUUUUCUAUUGGCAUCAAUUUGGGUCUCCCGCCAAGGCGCAGCGCAGCGCGUUUACCUUUUGUUUUUGGGUUAAUAAAGGUAGUAGAGAACAAGCAAGUAAACUCGAAACAAGCCAAGUUUUAUUCAAGUGAAAAGGUGCCCUUAUUUAGGUUACGCAAGCCAAAAGAACCUAAAAAGCAAGCAUAAUGAGAAGAAUAAGUUGUGUAGAUUAUAUUUAGGUAAUGAGUUAAGAGUUAUUUCAAGUGGCGACGAGGAUGAGAACCAACUAAGUCUGUCCAGAGGGAUAGAUUCCAUGCCAGAGUUCAGCAACCUGGAGAGCCAGCCAUAGAGUUUAUUACGGAGUUGUCAAUUAUAUAGAACAUUCUACAAAAAGAAAUUUCAUAUAUCUUAUAAUUAACAUUAAUCAUUAAUCCUCAAUAAAUUCCAGAAAUGAUUGAAAAGUUUGCUUGAUGAUGAUCGGAAGGUCCAGGAGGAACUUUCUAAAAAAAUCUCGUCGCUGAUGGACAAUGUGGAGGCCCACAAUAAAGACUUGGGGCUAGAUGUCAAUAUUGACUUUGAUAAGCUUACCCUCCGUGCGGCUAUAAAUGACCUAGAAAAGUUGCUGGAAAGCACAAAAAUGGAGCUUCAAAGCCGACGUGACAUAAAGGUCAAACUGGAGGCUGAGGAGACAAGUAUAUCCCAGCAGUUGGGCCAAGAUGUGGCCAAACCAGCAUCAGCCAAGGCCCUCUCGGACCCAGUUCUGAGAGAAAUCCGUGAAAGAGUUGAAAAACUGAAGGAGCACAGGGAUACUUAACUUCUAACUCUCCAAAAGACACGCCGUGAAAUAAUUGAUUUCUUCUACGAGUUGGAAGUGCAGCCAACCAGUCCAUUGGAACUCCUAGUCACUGGGCCUACUACUGAAAAUAUUCCUCUCUGGAUCCUCUCUAAUUGGCUAAUGUAGCUGCUCUUGCAUUCUAGCCUUGCUGAUCGGGUUAAAAGAUUGUCUGAGGAGACAGAGCAACUCCGGACAGAAUUGUCUUGUGGGAAAAAACUUCAAGUUUCCCCUGAUGAACGAGCCAAUUUCUCCGACAGAUACACUGGCAUUAGGACGAAAACCAGGCAAGAGUUACAUGACAAAAUUGUCUACUGCAAGGAACUCGUAAAGCAGCUGACCAAAGAAACCACUCUAUCAAUGAGAGACAAGCUGGUCAACCUCUGGGACAAAUGUCAUGUUCUUGAAGAGGAGUGAAGAUCCUUUGCGGCAUUCAAGAGUGUUGACUUCUCGGAGGAAUUGCUCGAACAGCACAAGGCUGAAGUCAAUCGAUACGAAGCCUUUUAUCAAGAAAACCUGGAUGUGUUCAACCUUCUUUCACGCAGGGAUGAGAUUUUUGAAAAAAUGGAUAAGCUUGAAAUGGAUGCCCUCAACUCGAAUAGGUUGAACAACCGAGGUGGCCAGCUGCUGAAAGAAGAGAAAGAGAGAAAAACAAUUGGAAAAAACUACCUGAGAUUGAGAAAGCCUUGAAAUGUACCAGGGUGCAGGUCAACGGCGAACCAGUGAUGAUAAACAAUUGCCCAGCCUUAAGAAGGUUGAGGACGAACUCUCUUCCAAACUAUUGCAACUAACUGAUGGACGAUGUGGAAAUGUACAACAAUGACUUGGGGCUGGACAUUAAAAUUGACUUCAAUGGCAUAACUCUCCGUGCGGCCAAAACUGAGCUGGAAAAUCUUCUCCAGAACACGAAGUUGACUCAUAAGAGUUGACUUGAUGAGAAGAUGCAGCUGGAGACACAGUGAGGAUGGGAAGAAAAGUUUUGAGCCACAACAUUUUGCAGGAGGCCCUUAUUUGCAAAGAGCUGGGAAGAGCUGAUGUUGUGUCCACACCUGCACCAGACAAACCACUACUAUCAGACACAGUUCUGGCAGGCCUCAGAGAUAGAAUUGAAAUACUGAAGCAGGACAAGGAAACCAAACGUCAAGAGUUUGAAGAAAAAAGACGUGACUUCUCUGAGUUGGAAGUGCGGCCAAACACUGAGUUUGAAAUCUAAGUCACUGGGCCAACACCUGACAAUUUUCCUCUGGAUCCUCAAUCAAUGGCUAACGUGGCUGCAUUGCAUUCAAACCUUGCUGACAGCGUCAAGCAGUUGUCCGACGAAACAGAGCUACUUCGCACAGAGCUGUAUCAUUUGUGGGACAAAGUUCAAGUCUCCCAUGAUGAACGAGCUAAGUUCUUGGACACAUACCCUGGCAUUAAGACAAAAACCAAGCAAGAGAUUUGCAAGGAAAUUGAUCGCUGCCAGGAACUCCAUAAGCAGCAGGUGACAGCAGCCACACAGGACCUGAGAGGAAAGCUGUUUGACCUUUGGGACAAAUGCUAUGUUCGUGAUGAGGAGAGGGGAGCAUUUGCUGCGUUCAAGAGCGUGGACUUCACAGAAAAAGUGCUUCAAGAACACAAAACAGAAGUGGAGCAAUACGAAGCGUAUCAUCAGGAAAUCCAAGAGGUUUUCAACCUUCUCUCCCGCAGGGACGAGCUCUAUGAACGAUUGUAUGAACUUGAGAUGGCUGCACUUGACUCGAACAGGCUGAACAACCGUGGUGGCCACCUGUUGAAAGAUGAGAAGGAGAAAAAAGCCAUUGAGAAGGAAAUACCUGUGAUUGAAAAAAGUUUGAAAGAUGCUAGGUUGCAGGUCAACGGAGAGCUUUUAACUAUCAACCAUCGCCCAGUCUUAGACAUCAUCAACGAACAGUGGGAGUCCAAGAGGCAGCUCAAGGAGGCUGAAAAGAAGAGCAAGUUAAGUGAAGCAGGGAAAAAAGAUAGCUGCAAAUUCCUCCUGCCUAAAAUUCCAAGUCACCACGAAUGAAUGAAAAUUAAGCAGCCACAUCAGAGGAAAGGGCUCCAUUGUAAUUUUUAAAAUGUCUUGUGUAUAAUUCAAUAAUUAUUAAACUUGUAAAUGAAGUUCAAUUAAUAUGAUGAUCUCGUCAGAUCUCGUCAAAUUUCUGAAGACUUGUAAAUUAAGUGAUUGUGAUAUAUUUCAGAGCUGUUGAUUUAUUGUCAAUUUUUGAACUCUGGAGUUAAAACAGGUCUUUUACAAUUUUCAAGUGGGUCACAAAAUAUCAAGCAAGCGGAGAACGCCCUUUAUUUCUUUGCCAAAAUUUUCACUCCAUUUUUAUAAAUUGAGCUAAUUUGAUUGGGCCAUUUUUAGAAGAAUACCCUCCUUUAUAAAUUUAUCACACCUACAUUCCAACCGUUGUGCAGAGGUGAAAAUGACUGAAUCUCUUUAAAUACUUUGAUUGAAACAAUACAUUUUAUUAAAUAUAACCAUGUAAUCUUUGGAUUUACAUUUAAUGUCAUUGAGAAUAAAAUAAAAGAAGACAAUCUUUGAAA
Neocloeon triangulifer is the source of this 3964-nucleotide messenger RNA. Its product is annotated as protein regulator of cytokinesis 1-like. Gene Ontology annotation, cellular component: mitotic spindle midzone; cytoplasm; spindle. The coding region runs from base 2673 to 3440 and encodes 255 amino acids. NCBI's taxonomy places the organism in Eukaryota, Metazoa, Arthropoda, Insecta, Ephemeroptera, Baetidae. Gene Ontology annotation, biological process: mitotic spindle midzone assembly; microtubule cytoskeleton organization. The transcript has 11 exons. The record is from RefSeq and is a predicted model, not a curated record. Gene Ontology annotation, molecular function: microtubule binding.